UAUCAUCAAAUGAAGACUUACUAUCUCUUGAAGUCAUUCAUCUGUUUUGCCUCCGAUUCACGAAAGGCUAACCAAUCGUCGAAAGAGCUCUGGUAUAAGACGGUUGAGGAACACUUGUUGGUCACUCACGGAUCAGACCAUCCGUGGUAUGCAAUGCUUCAGAAAUAUCUGAUUCAUUCGGGAUCACAAAAAGUGGUCAUAAAUUGUCACAAAAGAGAUCCAAAGAGUGACGAAAUGCCUGUCAUUUCAUCGAAACCAUACAUCGCUGGAGACGUUGUCUUCAAAUGCAAACCAUUGAUGACAAUUGACUGGUCUUUCCAUAAGAAUGAGUGCCAACUCAUGCGGCAGAAGAAACUCCGAUCGGAUCCCAAUUGGCAUAUGUAUAACCGUUUACUUCGUCUGUAUCUUCGGAUCAAAUCCGAGCCGACAUUUCUAACCGAAAGCCACCAAUUGAUUGACGGAUCAAACGUUUGUCUCAACACAAUAUCUGUGGACAAGAAUCCAAUUGUUGUCAAUGCCUUCAAUGUGGUUAAGAAACAAUUUAAAAUUUUAGGCAUUGAUUUCAAAGAAUCCCUUUUGAAGCGAUACUAUCGGUUCAUAUUAGGGAACAGCUUUCAGAUGAGACACUAUAGCGACGAUCCCAUGGAUAAUACGAAUCCAAUUGGUCUUCAUAUCGGAAAUGCUGUGACUCUUGAGUUGAUGUGUGUCCGCCACUCAUGUCAUCCAAACACCGCUUUCAUUACUAAAGGUGAUAGCAUUGAAAUCCGUGCCAUGAAGUCGAUAGCGAGUGGCGAAGAGAUUACUAUGGAUUUGAUUCCGUUAGAUAAGACCGGUUUCUGUAGGGAUUUCAUCAGAGAUUAUUUGCACAUCAAAUGUGAUUGCGUUAAAUGUAAACCAAAUGUUGAGAAACGCAAUGAAUGGCAAGAGUUUGAACAACUUUUGAAGAAACACGACGACCACUGGGAGUGGGCGAUGAACUCCAAUCUCAAGCACAAGAAUCUCAACUAUGAAAUGGACACUCAAUUCAUACAAUAUUUGGAUUCAAUAUAUGGAAAGUAUCAUCAAAUGAAGACUUACUAUCUCUUGAAGUCAUUCAUCUGUUUUGCCUCCGAUUCACGAAAGGCUAACCAAUCGUCGAAAGAGCUCUGGUAUAAGACAGUUGAGGAACACUUGUUGGUCACUCACGGAUCAGACCAUCCGUGUUGUAAAGUACUUCUUUCGCCCACUUUUGAAGACUAUAUCAUUGGAAACAGACCUCCAAAGAGGAGAUUAAAGAAAUAUUUGCUAUUUUUGGUGAGUGUAUUGACUUGUGUUAGAUAUGGUAUAUCGGGUGCCGUCCGACACAAAUCAGUUCAGGCAUUCUUCAGCGAUGCCAACGCUUUGAUGGCAUUCAUCCCAUCCUUAAUCUGUGGUUCACUCAACAAAUGCGCCCACAAUUGUCUGCCAGUCGUCCAUAAGUUUGUGGCCACUAAUAUGUGUUUAUUUCGCAAUAAAUUCAAGAUAUUGUUAUUCAUUGAGAGUCUGUCUGAACGGGAGAUCGGAUAUGGUAUAUCGAGUGCCGUCCGACACAAAUCAGUUCAGGCAUUCUUCAGCGAUGCCAACGCUUUGAUGGGUAAUCAACCAAUCGUUUCAAUAAUCCAUGUGUUGGUCAAUAUUCUUCAUCUCAUCCCUUAUGGCAUACUUUUUGCACAAAGAGAUGGACUUUCAGAUCAUUAA
Medioppia subpectinata is the source of this 1716-nucleotide messenger RNA. The record is from the annotation of a GenBank genome assembly. NCBI's taxonomy places the organism in Eukaryota, Metazoa, Arthropoda, Arachnida, Sarcoptiformes, Oppiidae.